GGAGCCAGUCAGCCCUCCGCAGCCGCUGCUAGCCCUUGGCUCCAACCCACACUCCCCGCUCGGUCCCUCGAGUCCGCGUUCCUCACGCGGCCGUCGCGAGGCGGCUCCCUGCGUUCCCGCGCGGGUCCCGGGCGAUGGCUGCGCGGGGGUCGGAGUGCACGGUCCUCUGCCUCGGGCCCCGCCCGCUCCACUUCCUCCUCGUUUUUCAGCUGGUCGCCGGGCGCUGGGGUCCGGAGGGCGCGGGAGGCGGCGUGCCCGGAGGUUUGGAAUUUUAUGACAAGCAACCCCCCUAGCCCUGGAUUAGCUGAACCAUCCUUUGUUGCCAAACAUGAAGAUAGUUUGUUUAAGGAUUUAUUUCAAGACUACGAGAGAUGGGUUCGUCCAGUGGAACACCUGAAUGACAAAAUAAAAAUAAAGUUUGGCCUUGCAAUAUCUCAAUUAGUGGAUGUGGAUGAGAAAAAUCAGUUAAUGACAACCAAUGUCUGGUUGAAGCAGGAAUGGAUAGAUGUAAAAUUGAGAUGGAACCCUGAUGACUACAGUGGAAUAAAAGUUAUACGAGUCCCUUCAGACUCUCUCUGGACUCCAGACAUUGUUUUGUUUGAUAAUGCAGAUGGACGUUUUGAAGGGGCCAGUACGAAAACUGUCGUCAGGUAUGACGGCACUGUUACCUGGACUCCACCGGCAAACUACAAAAGUUCCUGUACCAUUGAUGUCACAUUUUUCCCAUUUGAUCUCCAAAACUGUUCCAUGAAAUUUGGCUCUUGGACUUAUGAUGGAUCACAGGUUGAUAUAAUUUUGGAGGACCAAGAUGUUGACAAGAGAGAUUUUUUUGAUAAUGGAGAAUGGGAAAUUGUGAGCGCAACAGGAAGCAAAGGAAACAGAACCGACAGCUGUUGCUGGUAUCCUUACAUCACUUACUCAUUUGUAAUUAAGCGUCUGCCUCUCUUUUAUACCCUGUUCCUUAUUAUACCCUGUAUUGGGCUCUCGUUUUUAACCAUACUUGUCUUCUAUCUUCCUUCAAAUGAAGGUGAAAAGAUUUGUCUCUGCACUUCAGUACUUGUGUCUCUGACUGUCUUCCUUCUUGUUAUUGAAGAGAUCAUACCCUCAUCUUCCAAAGUCAUACCUCUGAUUGGAGAGUACCUGGUGUUUACCAUGAUUUUUGUGACACUAUCCAUCAUGGUCACUGUCUUUGCUAUCAACAUCCAUCACCGUUCUUCCUCAACACAUAACGCUAUGGCUCCGUGGGUCCGCAAGAUAUUUCUUCAGAAGCUUCCGACACUGCUUUGCAUGCGAAGUCAUGUAGAUAGGUGCUUCAGUCAGAAGGAGGAAACUGAGAGCAGCCGUGGACCAAAAGCUUCUAGAAACACACUGGAAGCUGCACUUGAUUCCAUUCACUACAUCACAAGACACGUCAUGAAGGAGAAUGAUGUCCGUGAGGUUGUUGAAGAUUGGAAAUUCAUAGCCCAGGUUCUUGAUCGGAUGUUUCUGUGGACUUUUCUUCUGGUUUCAAUUGUUGGAUCUCUUGGGCUUUUUGUUCCAGUUAUCUAUAAAUGGGCAAAUAUAAUAGUACCAAUUCAUAUUGGAAACACAAAUAAGUGACACUUCCCUAGGGGCUGUAGUAGGAAUUUAGUUAAAAGGCACAUAUCUCUUAUGGCGCCUAUAAAAUUAUGAAAAUGUAAAUUGUGUUUAAAAUUUGAUGCAAGCUUCAACAGAUUAACAGACACUAACAUCAGUUUAUCAUAAUAGAUUGCCCAUUAGAACAUCUACCUGCAUGACUGAAGUAAUAACUGGCUGAAUAACAUUUGAUCUUUUAAAAAUAGCAGCACAAAAUAUUAUCUAAACUGUACUAGUAAAAAUCUAAUGUUUAUAUCCUGUCAAAUAAUUCUGCUUUGUAAUCAACAGUUAAGUUCAUCUUUUGACUGUGCUGGAAAAUUCCUGUUGUAUUUGAAGACUGAUUUCAUUUGGUAAAGGUACACAUUUAAAAAUUCUCUCCUGUAUUCAUUGGGUAAGAGCUAAUCUUAAGUAUAAUAUAUUGCUGUACUAAAUAAGCUGACUACUUGGUAUGAUAAUGAUUGAAUGUGAUGCUGCUUUUCUAUAACCAACAUUUUUAAAAAAUGAAAAAUGGGAAUUGGGAACUCCUUUAAGGCUUACUUUAUUUUGUAGAUGCAUAAACUGAAUAAUUAUUAACUAUUUUUACAGCCUACCUUCCAUCGUGAAAUCAUACGAUAACUCGUGUCGACAUGCAGUAGCAUAUCCUUAACAUUCAUUUCAAUCCUUUUGUCCACUUUUUCCCACAAUUAAUAGAACCACCUUCUAUAUAAAUUCUGGUAGCAUCUUUUUAUCUUUGAUCUUAGAAGUGUCCAUGACAACUAAGUGAAUCCCAUUUUAAGAACACGUCUGUGGAUACUACUAAAUUGUUCUGUGAGAAAACCAUCUUCUAAGAUUAAAGGUGGUAUUGUAAUUAUGUAUAAGUACAUUGUUACAUACCUGUGAUGUUUCAGUUUUAUCUCUUUCAUUCCAACAAUUACAGUACUAGAAUAUUAGUGUUGCAAGGGCCUUUAGAUGUAAUCUGGUCUUAGCCUAUUACUACUUACUUAUUCAAUACAGUAUCAUGUAUCACAGGUAGACAAGUUAAAAUUUCAUCUCUACUGUCAUACAGAGUGAAGUAAGUCAGAAAGAGAAAAACAAAUGUCGCAUAUUAACGCAUAUAUGUGGAACCUAGAAAAAUGGUACAGAUGAACCGGUUUGCAGGGCAGAAAUUGAGACACAGAUGUAGAGAACAAACGUAUGGACACCAAGUGGGGAAAGCAGUGGCAGAUGGGGGUGGUGGUGCGAUGAUUUGGGCGAUUGGGAUUGACAUGUAUACACUGAUGUGUAUAAAAUUGAUGACUAAUAAGAACCUGCUGUAUAAAAAAAUAAAAUAAAAUUCAAAAAAA
Molecule: messenger RNA, 2936 nt
Organism: Balaenoptera ricei (Rice's whale)
Lineage: Eukaryota; Metazoa; Chordata; Mammalia; Artiodactyla; Balaenopteridae
Gene: CHRNA5
Product: cholinergic receptor nicotinic alpha 5 subunit
Exons: 7
Coding region: 274-1599 (441 amino acids)
Biological process (GO): signal transduction; chemical synaptic transmission; nervous system process
Cellular component (GO): synapse; postsynaptic membrane; neuron projection
Molecular function (GO): transmembrane signaling receptor activity; acetylcholine-gated monoatomic cation-selective channel activity
Source: RefSeq, a predicted model, not a curated record